Messenger RNA from Microcebus murinus (gray mouse lemur), 2977 nucleotides. The record is from RefSeq and is a predicted model, not a curated record. NCBI's taxonomy places the organism in Eukaryota, Metazoa, Chordata, Mammalia, Primates, Cheirogaleidae.
AGUAACUGCAAGUUCUCCAACUUUCCCACCCCAACACAUUCUUGUCUAAUUGGAAUCUCUAAGAAUAUAUUCUUUCACUGAGACUAUAUGUAAGAAUACACGGCUCAAGACCCAGCCUAUAGAAGGUAGUCAGUCUUACUGUUAACUCUACAAAACUGAACUGCAUUUGCCAGGGACCAGCGGAUUUACUCAUUUAGAAAGACCCUUCAAAUAUAGUCACUAUUACUCACCCUUUCAUCAUUAGGAAUUAAGAAACACCAGCAAGAGGGCUGGCAGUCUGAAUGGUUAAUGAUGCUAAGCAAAGAAUAAAAAGCAGAACAGAAAGAUCUGAUAAGCUUAAAUUGGGCGAAGGAAGGGGAAGAAAGCAUCGAGGCUGUUCUUCGAGUCAGUGCUUCUGGGGCACAUGAGAUUUACUUAAACAAGAAAUGUUAACGGUUCACAGCUCAAGGUCGAACCCCCCCCUUGGUGGGGCUUCAUGUCUCCGCACCAUGAGGAGCAGAUACAUUGCAUUUCUUCCAGGGCUCUGUGUCCUGCUAAUGUCGUUGGGAGCGGUUGCCCAGAAGGCUGGAACGCCCUGUGCCCGGUGCCCACGGAACGCCCACUGUGUCAACGCCACUGCCUGCCUCUGUGACCCCGGAUUCGCCGAGUUGUCUGGAAAGACCAUCUUUAACAACUCCUUAGGGGUCUGUACAGAUAUCGACGAGUGUGGCCCGCCUUUCUACCUGUCUUGUGGAAGCCUGGCGGAGUGUCACAAUGUGGAGGGGAGCCACUACUGUGAGUGCACCUCUGGGUAUGAGCUCUUUUCCGGGGGCACGGGAUUCAGAAGUGAGAAGGAGAACACUUGUCAAGCAAUUCCCUUCUCCUCGUGGACGCCUCCUCCUGGAGUCAACAGCCAGAGUCUCUCCCACUUCUUUGACAAAGUCCAGCAGUUGUCCCUGAACUUCACACCAGCCUCGGCCAACACCACCAUCCAGGACCUCCUGCAGGAGGUGGACGAGCUGCUGGAGACCCCUGGGGACCUGGAGACCCUGCCCCGCUCACAGCAGCACUGUGUGGCCGGCCACCUGCUGGCAGGCCUGGAGGAUGUCCUGAGGGGCUUGAGCAAGCCCCUGCCCGAUGGACUGCUGACCUUCGAUUACUCCGCAGGCACAGAACUCUUCCUGGAGGUACAGGCGCGAGGGGUCCGGGACGUCACCUUGGGCAAGAGUUACGCAAAGAUGCAGCUCAACUGGGAUGUGGCCCAGGAGUCCGGUGACUUGGGCCCUUCCGUGGUGGGCCUGGUGUCCACUCCAGGGGUGGGCAGGUUGCUGGCGGGGGCACCCCUCGUCCUGGAGCCUGAAACGCAGGCGGCUCUGCACGAAGCACACAAGGGCUGGCUGCAGGACGGUGCCCCCGUCCUGCUCUCGGAUGUCACCUCUGUCUUUCUGAGCGACAAGGCCACACAGAGCCUCAACGUCCAGGCGACCUUCACAUUCCUCCACCGCUCGGUGGCGACCUCCGGGCCGAGGCAGAAGGUGUUCUGCGCCUUCUGGGAGCGUGGCCAGAAGGGGUGUGGACACUGGGCCACCACAGGCUGCAGGACCGUGGACCCCGGAGACACCAGCACCACCUGCCGCUGCACCCACCUCAGCAGCUUCGCCGUCCUCCUGGCCCCCUACGGCGUGCAGGAGGAGGACCCUGUGCUGGCCGUCGUCACCUACGUGGGGCGCCUCUCGCUGCUGUGCCUCCUCCUGGGCCUCACCUUCCUGCUGUGCAGAGCCAUCCAGAACACCAGCACCUCCCUGCACCUGCAGCUCUCGCUCUGCCUCUUCCUGGCCCACCUCCUCUUCCUCACGGCCAUCGACCGGACGGAGCCCCGGGCGCUGUGUGCCCUCGUCGCUGGCGCCCUGCACUACCUCUACCUGGCCGCCUUCGCCUGGAUGCUGCUGGAGGGCCUGCACCUGUGCCUCGCCGCGCGCAACCUGACCGUCGCCAACUACGCGCGCGUGAACAGAUGCGUGGGGAAGCUCAUGUUCCCCGUGGGCUACGGCGGCCCCGCCGUGAUCGUGGCCAUCUCUGCAGCGUGUCACCCUCACCUUUAUGGGACCCCUGCCCGGUGCUGGCUCCACACACACAAAGGAUUUAUAUGGACCUUCCUUGGACCUGUCUGCACCAUCUUCUCUAUUAAUUUGGUUUUGUUUCUGGUGACCUUCUGGAUCGUGAGAAAAAAGCUCUCCUCACUCAACAGCGAUCUCUCCACCCUCCAGAAGACAAGGAUGCUCACAUUUAAAGCGACGGCUCAGCUCUGCAUCCUGGGCUGCACGUGGUGUCUGGGCACGCUGCAGGUGGGCCCAGCUGCGCGGGUGAUGGCCUACCUCUUCACCAUCAUCAACUCGCUGCAGGGCGUCCUCAUCUUCCUGGUGUACUGCCUCCUCAGCCAGCAGGUCCGGGAGCAGUACAGGAAGUGGUUCAAAAAGAUCAGGAAAUCGAGAGCUGGGUCUGACAUGUACACGAUCUCUAGCAAGGCUGGGUCCGACACCUCCAGACCCAGCACGGGAACUGCACUCGUCUUGACUCUUACCCAUGAAUACUCUUACUGAAUAUCUACUAUGUGCCAUGCAUGGGUAACUAAAUAAGCAGGAAUCGAUGAACCGAAGCAGCGAUGUGCAAUGUACUCAGAGACGAGUUAUAGUGCUCUCUUCUGCUUUAGAUCACUGUGUGUCUGUACCUAACUUGACCUUCGCACAUGACUAUCCCCUCGUGUUGAGCACACGCCUUGAGUGAAACAUCGUGCGUGUGCUUUUUCUUUCAUUGGAAGAAACAAAACACUCAAAAGCAGUAGAAGAUAUUCUAGUGAGCUACACAAGCAGGAGUUAAUGAUCCACCAGCUGCUAAGGGUCACAAUGCCAUCCUUACCCUAGAAGUCAUUCAAUGUCACCCCCUAAAUGAAGAACAAUAAAACAUGGUAUAUUUAUUAUAUAUACAUCUAUCCAUCUAC